This is a messenger RNA of Anopheles cruzii, 2933 nucleotides long. It is a transcript of the gene Catsup, whose product is annotated as protein catecholamines up. The record is from RefSeq and is a predicted model, not a curated record. Lineage: Eukaryota; Metazoa; Arthropoda; Insecta; Diptera; Culicidae. The transcript has 2 exons. Gene Ontology annotation, molecular function: zinc ion transmembrane transporter activity. Bases 39 to 1445 code for a protein of 468 amino acids. Gene Ontology annotation, cellular component: membrane. Gene Ontology annotation, biological process: intracellular zinc ion homeostasis; zinc ion transmembrane transport.
UUAGUAGUGAUUUGUUGGAUCUCUCGCAAAAAAACAAAAUGGAUCACUCGAAACGCCGGGGGUUGGCCCCAAAAGUGUCGGUUCCGUUGAAGGAAGAAUGCACUUCGUACCGGGUGCAUAUAGCGCUUUGUUUGAUCGUCGCAAUGGUGCUGCUUUCGCUCCCAACGCUUUGCGGAGCCCACGGGCAUCAGCAUUCGCAUGAUGAUCACCACCAUCACCACGAGAGCCCAAGCUUUAAAUAUUCGAUGGAAGCCAACCAAAUGAACGAUGACCCAAUUCCUGAUCCACAUCAGCAGCAUCACCAUCAUCAUCAUCAUCAUCAUCAAGAAAGUAAUGAUCAUGGGCACCACGACCAACAUCACCAUCACCAUCACGAGAGGCCUGCGGCACACAAUAAGGAACCGAGAGAUACCUUUUAUAUUUGGGUUCACUCUCUUGGCUCGACGCUGCUGAUCAGUGCGGCUCCCUUCUUCAUUCUCUUCGCCAUCCCACUGGACAACACGGAGGAAAUGCAGCCCCGUCUGAAAACGUUGCUUGCCUUCGCCUCCGGUGGGCUACUCGGGGACGCCUUCCUGCACUUGAUUCCACAUGCCAUCCAGCCUCACUCGCAUGACGAGGGCCACGGACACAGUCAUAGCCACGGCCACAGCCAUGGUGGGCGCACCGAUGACGGGGAACACGCACCUCACGGGCACGACAUGCGCGUCGGACUGUGGGUUUUGGCGGGCAUUAUCGUGUUCCUGGCAGUUGAGAAAGCCGUUCGAUUGAUCAAGAAAGAAGGCGGACACGGCCACAGUCAUGGUGGCGGUGCAUCGAAACCGGCCGCAGUACAACCAAAGCCAAGCGGGGGCUCCUCUCCACCACCGUCUCCGGGGGCAGCAGAGAAGAAGAACAAGAAAAAGGAUCAAAAGUCGGAACCGGCCACCGGUAAAUCAAACAAGGAGGAGGCUAAAGCAAAGGGAAAAGCCGUGCGGAAGGAAUCGAAGAAAGAGGAACCGAUUAAAAUCGCCGGAUACCUCAAUCUGGCGGCCGAUUUCACGCACAAUUUUACUGAUGGUCUGGCGAUCGGUGCUUCGUACCUGGCUGGCAAUAGCAUCGGAGUCGUGACGACCGUCACCAUUCUGCUGCAUGAAGUGCCACACGAAAUCGGUGACUUUGCCAUCCUUAUCAAAUCUGGUUGCUCGAAGAAGAAGGCGAUGCUGCUUCAGUUGACCACGGCUGUCGGGGCGCUCGCCGGUACGGUGUUGGCCCUGCUGGGCAGUGGGAGUGAGGCAGCCGAUUCCUGGGUGCUACCGUUCACCGCCGGUGGCUUCAUCUACAUUGCCACCGUUUCGGUUAUUCCGGAACUGCUCGAGGAGUCGACCAAACUGUGGCAAUCGCUAAAGGAAAUCGCGGCAUUGCUAGCUGGCGUCGGAAUGAUGGUAAUUAUCGCACAGUUCGAGUAGAAGGCCAGCAAAGUGGCCACCCUGUGGUCGUUUUGAUCAUCUGGUGUCUUUUCCGUACGUUCGUCCGUGUCUGUGCGUCCCAUUUCUCUUUGCAUGCGCCUGCAAACUCUUUAUCUGUUAGUCGUCUGUAUCUUAGUUAGUGUGUACGUUGAUCCUGGCAUCAGGAAAGCGUAGUUACUUAUUCACAACGCCAGAGGUUUACGCUUUCAUUUGCCAUGCGCCUCGGAUGAACCAGAAGUAGCGACUUAAUUUGGGCUCUAGUUUGGCCCCUUCUUCCACAUGUAUUUGUCGGGCACCAUUUCGAUGAUCGUUCGAUGAUCGUCACGUGCUGCUCGCGCAUAUGGGAAAUUAAUUCGUACAGUGUGUGUCACCCAGUUCAUUUGUUCUGUAAAGGCUAAGAAGGUUAUUUGCCCACUGCAAAUGUUUCCAUAACAGUCGGAGUAAGAGAUAAAAGGGUGACCAAGAGCGUCGUGGAUAUAUUUCUAUUUUUCUAAUUAGGUGUAUUGAUCAUGAGCAAAAGAAAAAAAGAGAGCAAUAUUAAUAAUGUUAAUACAAAUAAAAUGAACAAAAGAGACACUCUAAUAGGUACAACUUUGUAUUGUGAUUGAGCCUUUUAAUGUUCCGCAACGUGUCAGUCAUUCGUUGACUAUGUCUUACGUUCCUUGUUCCGAUCUUAUCAUCGGCAGCGGUUGAAAUUUUUCAGUUAGCUUAUGGCCUAGCCUUCCUUGAAGAGGCAGCUGCGACACUGUUGCUGUACCGGUCCCCUUGUGUCGGGCUCGGUAUGCUCGGUGGUUCUGUCUUCGAAGUCGAAGAGUUCAGAAGCAUCUCUUUAUUUCCGAUGGCAUGCUCUGCCAACAUCGAGCGGAUCGUGCAAAAAGUCACGCAUUGCUGAUAACGUUGAUGACCGAUGGACGGUCGAUGAAUUGGCGGCACACCUGCUUUGCGAGACAAAAGACGACCAGUUCUUAUCGUGCCAACAGUAAUAGACACUUUUUGUAACACAAGCGUUUCGAAGAGAUAACAUAGUUUAAUGAAUUCCGACAAUAGAAACAAACAUGUGACUGUACAUUUUUUUCCUAUUUGUUUGUAACUGUUCUUGCUCUGUGUGGGUAGUAGAGGUGACUUAAGAGCGAUCGGUAGCUGUGACCAGUAGGUGACCACUUCAUCCAUUUCAUAUUUCCAUUUCUAGGGAUCAUGCCUUAAGAUAAUUGAACGAACGAUAGAAACAUGAACGACAAAUCAUUACCACUUAUUCAACAGUACACUCGCAAAAGAAAAUCGGAAAACAAAUAUUGUAUUGAAACGUGUUCCGGCCUAGUUAAAGUGAUUUUUACCCAAUCAACAACGGAACCGAAGCUUAGCUUGGGUUGGGUUGGAACUAGUUUUUUAACGUUUUUAUAUUGUUCAUUGUAAAUCGUUGUUCGCAAUGGCAACGCUAUUGCGUCUCUAAAGGGGGGAAUAAAAAAACCUUUAUAUCGCUUAUACGUA